Temnothorax curvispinosus is the source of this 2784-nucleotide messenger RNA. Its product is annotated as G-protein coupled receptor Mth2-like. The coding region runs from base 547 to 2040 and encodes 497 amino acids. Lineage: Eukaryota; Metazoa; Arthropoda; Insecta; Hymenoptera; Formicidae. The transcript has a single exon. The record is from RefSeq and is a predicted model, not a curated record.
AUUUAUAUAUGAAAACUGAUACUAAAUAUAUCGGAUGGAUUAAUAAUGCCCUUACAUGAAAGGAAAUAUCUUAUCAUAAAAAAAAGAAAUAUUAUUUAAUUAAAUGUUCAAUAAAUUUCAAAGAGUUCAGCAACACGUGGCUUUCCUUCUUGUCUCCAUCAGUUGCUUUUAAGAAAAAGCAUUACGCAACGCGUCGAUUGGAAAAUUUCCAAACUCUCGUUUAAUCCCCGCAAGAUUCAUCGGUUUUGUUAUAAUGGUCACUUGCGAAAGUUGACCGCACGUCCGUGGCUCACAGCCGAAGACAACGUGUCGGUGUUCGAGCCUGUCUACUACCGCGAUAAACAUUCGCGUGGCUGGCGUGGCUGCGUCAUCCAGAGAAAUGGAAGAAAAAUACGGCGGCGUUGUGCGGUAGUAGUGCGCUGGCAAGACACCGCCGGUCCCCGGAUUGUUUCCGACUUGUCAAACGUCGAGAAGACACGUCCGCGAUCGUUCACAGUCUGGACACGGUCGGUCAGUGCGAGGAGGUGAGGCAUCGGAUGUGCCAGCAUGCACGUGCCAUCACUCGCUGUGAUUUUCCUGCUACGCCUCGUCUCGAUCGCGGCCCAUCCGACGACAACGAAGGUCGCGGCGCACCAGCCGGUCGCGCCGAAGAAGUGCUGCGUCGCCGGUUACGCGUUCAACGAGGACCUCGAGUGCGUCCACGCGGAACCGGACAGGCUCAACUACACCACGUACGAUGCCUGGCGAACGAUCUCGUUCCAACGUUCGCGGAGGAUCACCACGGUGAUCGCAUCCGUGCAGGGUUUGAGCUGCCGCGACGACGAGGAGGAGGAUGACGCCGGUUCGAGACAUCGUCCGCGCGACCACCCGCCAAUCUCUUCCAUCUUUCACGCAUCGAAGGACUACUGCAUCGAGAAUAUGAUCAACGGUACGACGGUGCUGAUCAAGUGCGCGAAGGCCAGUUCGGGAGUGACUCCGGACAGAGAGAACUCGACGAAAACGAGAGUGAUAAUGAAAACUACGUCGACGACGACAACGACGACGACAAUCAUCACCGUGACGACUAUUACUACCAUUACCACCACCGUCAGCGUGGCGAACGUAUCGUCGCAGGAGGAUGAGACGGGAGUCGUUCAUCACUGUAACGAUCUGAGAUCAGUGUUCUUCUGGGGCGCGCAGACCUACAUGGACACCAACGUGGCCCACGUCGUCCUGUCCACGAUCGUCGUCGUGGUGUAUCUAUCCGUUCCGGAACUCGGCAGAAGCAUCUACAAUCGCGCGGUGCUCCGCCACAACGUCUGCCUGUUGUUACAGGGGUGCCUGCUGACGCUUCUCGCCUACUGCAACUUGUGCGACGUCCCGAUAAGCGACGACUCCGAGACGCUCCUGUGGAUACUGAUGCAGUACUUCACGAACGCCACGGUGUUCUGGCUGAACGUGAUCUGCCUCGACAUGGCCCUGUCCAUCACGCGAUUCCGCUGGAUGACGGGAUCAGGUCAGCAGACGAGUCAGAAGGAGAACAGGCGGCUGCUGCUGUACGGCGUUUUCGCGUGGGGCUGCGCCUUUCUACCUGCCGUCGUCGCCGUCAUCCUGGAAUUUUGCCCCGGCAUCCCGAUGGACUUGCCGCUCAAGCCGAAUUACCGCCGCUACCACGACGGGCCGAACUACGUGGUGAACAUAUACUUCUUCGGCAUUCCGCUGCUGACGCUCUUCUGGAACAAUGUGCUGUUCGUGUUCACCACGUACAAGAUCAUACGGAUACGACGGAGCACGGAGAUAGCGACGAGGAAUCAGACCAACGCCCUCAGGAAGAAGUAUUUCCUCUUCUUGCAGCUGUACCUGCUGAUGGGCGCGCCGUGGUUCUUCGGCCUGCUCUUCGCCUGCAUGAACAAGCUCGUGGUGAUGAAGAUAUGCCGGCUGAUAUGGCCGAUUCUGUGGCUCCUGAUGCUCGCCACCCACAGGAAACUACGGCGUAAGCUCGCGAACAAGUUGCGGUGCGUCAAGAAGAAACCGGAGACCGGAGUCGCGACCAUCUCGUAAAACGGAUCCGAUGUCCGGAUGACUGUGCGCAAUGUGCGCAUUCUAGAAUCAGCGACUUUAUUUUUCUCGACCGCCGAAAAAAAAAUGCGUGUGAUGCGACGGAUCAAGUUCUUAUCAGUUGCAACCGCAGCGUGCAAAACCGCGGGAUCCUCCUUCCCUAGAUUAUCAUAUACAACGUUACGUAAUUUCGCGGCGACAGUUCCUCCUUGCUCGUCAUUAUGUUCACGCCAACUACGCGCUCACGGGCGUUUACAUUAUUUUCUUGCGCAAUCCACUGAAAACUCCCGGUUCUCGAGGAAAAGAAGGAACAGAAAAAAAAUCAACGACGUCGCCGCCGCAAUAUCCGAUGCCGCGAACUGAGCGAUGAGUCGUAGAAAAACUCGGGUUCGCGGCGUCGCGUCGUCGUCGUCGUCAUCAUCGUCGUCGUUGCGCGGCAGGAUAAUAAAGGAGUCGGAGCGCGACGUCGUUUCCUGCCGGGGCAUUUUAAUUACCGUAUUCGCGCGACGCGCCCCAUCACUCGCCCCCGCUCGUAUUAUUUUUUUUUUCCCGUUUUUACAACGUGUAGACUGUAGAAUAUUAACCUGUUAGUGUACAACGCGAGCGAUACAUCAGGCGGGCGCUUUUUACGGACGCGAUCUUCCGCACCUCGGAAAGACGCAAUAAGAACGUGAUUCUCUCUCUCCUCGAGGGAAAGCCCCCCUGUAUGCUAACAGGUUGAAAUAUAACUCGAAAAUAUGUACGAGA